AUUCAAGAUGGCUGCCUCCAUGAAAAAAUCGCACGGAAUUUCGUCUGCCCCAGUUUUGGCUUUUUCAUCACCUUUAUGACGUCCUGUGAGUUUGAUCUUUCUGCAUCAUAGCUUGUGUAGAUCUCCAUGAUGAAAGUCGUACUGUCCAAUGUUGUCAACGGUUGCCGGGUGGGGUCCAUCACAGAACUCGGUCGUCAUGGCAACAGAGUUCUGGAGUUCCCCGGGUGCCUGUUGUACACUCGGUGUGGAGCAGCGCCACACCUGACGUAUGACGUUCUACAGAAGGUGGACGGCCUGCCAACGGGAGCACAGCUGACUCUGCCUACACUGGCAGAGCAGCAUCAUGUUGUACAAGACUUUCAACAGGGAAUAGGAAAAUUCACCGGCAUGGAGGACUUCUUUCAGUACUGCUCUGUGCAAGACCCAGCUGUAAGGGAGGCAACGGGAUACAACUUCAACAAGGGGGUGUCAGUGUGGGGGUCAGGGGGGAGGAUAAAGUUAGAGGUAGCAGACUUCAUGGCCAUACAGAAGGCUUUCUGUCCUGACUGGUACCAGUGUCUGUGUGAUGGAGACACCACUUCCCCAGACACCUCCAACAAGAGGCUGCGCAAGUCUGUCGACAGGACCUUAAACUUCUUAGAUGAGUGUCUGGAAAUCCAUCAAAAGUCACAGGAGUUAAAGGGCUCAGAAAUCCUAGGUGUGAUAGAAGGUGGAGAUCUGUUGGAAGAAAGGCUGAGGUCUGCAAGGGAGACAUGUAAAAGACCUGUAGCUGGCUUUGUACUGGAUGGUUUCCAGAGCUUUGCCAUGGAAAGAGAAACCAGAAAGAAUCUUCUGAAAGCUGUUUUGGAAGUUUUACCUGAAGACAAACCCAGGAUCAUUCAUGCUGCUAGCAGGCCAGAUGAGGUUCUGGAGGCUGUUGAGUGUGGUGUGGACCUCUUUGACAGCUCAUUUCCCUUCCAGGUUACAGAGAGAGGCUGUGCUCUUGUCUUUCCAUUUUCCAAAAGAGCAGCCUCAGAUGUUAGUGAUGAGACAAUGAUACACAGUCUGGAUGAUUCCAGCCAGGAAACCACUGAAAACCAACAGACUCGGGGAUUGAACGAAGACACACUGCCACAGAGGACUAUGUUUGAGAUAGAUCUUAAUGACAGGGAAAAGUAUGCCUGGGACUUCAGACCAGUUCUGCCAGGCUGUUCCUGCUACUGUUGCCAGAACCACAGCCGAGCAUACAUCCACCACCUCCUGCAGACUGGGGAACUCCUGGCUAGAGUGCUCCUUAUGAUGCACAACUUCCAUCACUAUUUUGGCUUCUUCACUGCUAUAAGGGAGUCACUACAACAGGGGACAUUCCAGGAGCUGAAGGCAACUGUCACUCAAAGUCAAGGGACCAAUUGCAAAUAGUUGUAGAUGUUCCUCACCAACUUCAAUGACUUAGUUCUUCAGUGAGUCAUGACCAAUAAACAUGUAUUUCAUCAAUGUUAAAGUCAUUAAACAGUAAAUGAUGUGGUCUCCUUGACUAGUGAAUUUGUUACCUCCUACAUGGACGAGGCAAUGUAACUUAUCAAUCAUGUGAUAUAAACCAUUCCUUAAUUUGUUGGCCAGAAUAAAAUGUAUC
This is a messenger RNA of Branchiostoma belcheri (Belcher's lancelet), 1612 nucleotides long. RefSeq names its product queuine tRNA-ribosyltransferase accessory subunit 2-like. Bases 127 to 1398 code for a protein of 423 amino acids. Gene Ontology annotation, molecular function: tRNA-guanosine(34) queuine transglycosylase activity. The record is from RefSeq and is a predicted model, not a curated record. Lineage: Eukaryota; Metazoa; Chordata; Leptocardii; Amphioxiformes; Branchiostomatidae. The transcript is spliced from 12 exons.